AUGUCACAUAGAAAUACAAGUAUGGAAUGCUUGGAAUGCAAUAUGGAAUUCAGAGGACUUCAAAAAAAAUCAGAGCAAAAUAAAAAAAAUAGGCGUAAAGGUGUAGUUGGUGGAAAAGCCCCACCUACCCAUAAUGGUGGAUCGGCUUCACAUCAACAAAUUGCUGCUGAUAUGGAGGAAUAUACAGGAAAAGCUCCAUCAUGCUAUGAACUAUUCAUGUUUACUCAUACUAAGGAUCAUGAUGGAAAAACAUUUCAAGUUGACAAAGCUAAAGAAGUUCAUGAUUUGUUUGUGUCUCGACGUGCGGAUUUGGCAUUGCUAGGAGAGGAAGUUCCUGAAAGCGAACUGUUUUAUGCAGCUGUUGGAGGACAUGAUCGUAAGAAAAGAGUUUAUGGGCUUGGAUCAUAUGGCAGGUCCAUUUUUCGUGAAAACUCCUCUCAAACAUGCACUUCACCAGAUACAAGUUUUGAGAAAGAUCAUCUCGAGAGGAAGAUCCAGAAAUUAGAGGAAACCAUAAACCAACAAAGGAUGGAGUUGGAUGAUGUGAGAAACAUGGUUAAUGAUAUGAAUAAUCAGUGA
This is a messenger RNA of Lactuca saligna, 579 nucleotides long. Lineage: Eukaryota; Viridiplantae; Streptophyta; Magnoliopsida; Asterales; Asteraceae. The record is from the annotation of a GenBank genome assembly.